AUGUCAACGUGUUGUGGCCGCUUAAAGAGGAAGAUGCCACGGUCGUUCAAGAAACGACAAAGAACCAUUACACUCGAUGCGACGCAAAAAGGGCCGUCGCUUGGGCAUUCCGUCCAUUACUGCUGUAGAUGCUGUCCACGACCUGAACACUAUUCCGAGGCCACCAUGUUCCCCCAUAACAUCGGCCUGGGAUGCGCCAGCGAUCCAGACCUCAUGCGACGAAUCGGUGCAUGCAGCGAGAAAGACAGAAAGACGCGGGGAUCACAAUCUUUCUCUACGUGUUCUUAGGUCGUGUGACUGCUCUGGAGCUGCGCGCCGUGGGCUUCACAUGGAAUUUGGCCCCUAUCACCGCCGUCUCCACUGACUAUAGGUGGGGUAGGACCUAUGAGUUAUCUGGACGGCUGACCUUGUUGAGGUCCAGAUAACACAAUCGACAGCGCACAUACAAAGUCCUCCAUGUCGAUGCUUUGGCUUGUCACGUACUCGAUGGCUCAGGCGUACAUAA
This is a messenger RNA of Vitrella brassicaformis, 505 nucleotides long. NCBI's taxonomy places the organism in Eukaryota, Vitrellaceae. The record is from the annotation of a GenBank genome assembly.